This is a messenger RNA of Linum trigynum, 1953 nucleotides long. The record is from the annotation of a GenBank genome assembly. NCBI's taxonomy places the organism in Eukaryota, Viridiplantae, Streptophyta, Magnoliopsida, Malpighiales, Linaceae.
GAGUCUAAUUGAAAAUAUGUUAACUAAUAGUAGCAAUACUAUUCCAAGUUCAAAUCACACAGAGUACCACAUAAAUAUUAUUUUGUACUCAUACACAAACUACUACGUGAAGUUAAAUAAUAAUUUUCCAAAUUUUAAAGGUGUCCCACUACCACUUAGGUAUUUUUUUUAUCAAUCGCAAGCUACUAUCGGAGGCUGUACAAUCAUUUUUCCAAAUUUUGGACACCCCUAAACAUGCAUGUAUCGGCCAAUGGCUGGAGGACUCGUCACUAAUGAUCGAAGUUGUCAAAGUCGUAGAAGCACCCUUUUUUUUUGUAAUUAUGUUUAUUUGAUUUUAGUCAUUCCUCGAUCUGGUUUCUUCAUAGCAUCGGUCGUUUUGGGUCUAGCAAUUUAUUCGAAAAAUUCGCACUUCAAUUUAGAAAAUUAUGUAAAUUCGUUUUAGUUUGACUCAACACAACAUAUAACUCAAAUACAAUCUCGUCGGUUGACGUAGCUACCUAGUGAAUGUCUGAUCAUGGCACACGAGAUCGAUCAAAUAGGAAGAACAAAAUUAGCGAUGCCAAUUAGAGAAAGAAGAAGAGUAGAUGGAUAAUCGAAAAUGAUUACUUUUCUUGAAGAAACAAGUAAAGUUACCUUAUAAAGACUCUAACCCAAAACGUGAAUUCAUCCUAACAUAACGAAAUGACUAAGACACCCUCCUAACCUAUUUAGACCCUCAUCAGUCAUCACUGUCCUAACCAGCAGACACUGAAUUAAUGGGGUUUGUUGCUCCAUCGACGUCCGAACAGAAUGCAGAGCAGGCAGCGAGACCCGAAUUUUGGAACAGAGAGAUCGGAGGCAGGGCAAGACGCGUUUGUUAGCGUCAGGUCUGCUAAUUAAUUGUAGAGAGAAAAGACGUCAGAGGGAGAAUUGAAUCCACAAGUGGAAGAACUUGGUCUUGGAGGAAGGAGGUAAGUAACCUAUCAGCGCCCAUCAGGUGACCCACUCGAUUUUGACUGUAUGGUCGAUCGAUCGAACAAACAAACCCAAUGCUGCCAAAACAAAUAUGUUUUUGUUUAUUGAUUCAAAUGACCAAUUGGGGUUGUGACUUACGGGAUUAUCCUCUUUUCAUCGGCUUUACAGGCUGUGAUCUGCUGGAUCAAAGAACGCUGCCCUUGAAGACGCCAGAGGAUUUGGACCGAGGAAGGAAUCUGGAAAGUGAUGACGGCAAAGUUGCCAGCUCCAGGAUCUCCGAAACCACCUCGGUUUGUCGCCAUGUCAAGAAGAAAGAGAGGCCGCGUGCUGACUAAGUUGUUGUCAAGAGAAAGAAAGUUUGCUUAGGAUGGCAAUUUCGACCUGACCCAUUAUACCCGACCUGUUUGACCUGUUUUGGGUAAGUCCGACACGCCCCGUAGGUGGGGCGGGCAUGGUACUGUCAUCGACCCGACCUGCCCUGACCCGCCCCAUUCUCGACCCGUUCUUGACUAAAUUACAUGUAAUCUUAGUCAAAUUACUUAGGCUGAGUCCAAUGCUAGUCCCCAAAUUUGGGGACCUUCAUCCCCAAAUUUGGGGAUCAUCCCUAUUUUCUUCUCUUUUGUUCCAAUGCUACAUUCUUCAAAUAUGGGGAUCUUCCUUUUUUCAGUUUUUCAUUUACUUAAAAAUGUAUUUAUGGAAGCAUUAAUAUAAUUUGUUCAUAUUAAUAUUUGUGUAGGUAGUCAUCAUUUUCAAAUACAAUUUUUUCGAUAGAAUUUUUUCAAAUUCCGAGACCAAAUUUUUUUUUGCAAAAAAUGAUUGACCUAAUUAGAUUAAAGUUGUAUUUCAAUUAAAGUUGUAGUAGGUGAUAAUUUGCUUUGUAUUUCAAGAACACAUUUUUAUUUCAAUAAUAUAUUUUCCUUUCUUAGUUCGAUCUAGUUUUUGUUUACACACAACCUCAAGAUGAUAAACAUAAAUUUUAAAUAAAAUGAAUUCAAUUUA